Messenger RNA from Thelazia callipaeda (thelaziosis nematode), 378 nucleotides. NCBI's taxonomy places the organism in Eukaryota, Metazoa, Nematoda, Chromadorea, Rhabditida, Thelaziidae. The record is from the annotation of a GenBank genome assembly.
AUGGCACGAGACGACACGAAGUCAGAGGUCAAGGAGCUUGCUAAAUCGCACAUUAUAAGCUGGAAGAGUAUUGUUUGCUUAGCGUUGCAGACAUCGCUUAACUCACACCGAAGGUAUCUCACACUACUCUCUUCACCUCUAGCUCUUUUUUGUGUACCUUUGUAUUCCGUUCCAGGUUCGCUUUCUUCCUCUCAUGCUGGGUCCACACUUGUUGCAGCGUAUACUUCGAUCCACUGCCAUAUUACGAUUUAUCCUUUUUCCUCAUUUUUUCUUGGCUGCGACGGGCAGUACAAAGGAAGUAACCAAAUACUGCACAUCAGUUCCUUACUUAUGCUGUACCGCACAGGUCGAGUGAAUAAAGGGAAGUUGAUUGUAUAG